This is a messenger RNA of Leptonychotes weddellii (Weddell seal), 1448 nucleotides long. The record is from RefSeq and is a predicted model, not a curated record. Lineage: Eukaryota; Metazoa; Chordata; Mammalia; Carnivora; Phocidae.
UGGGUGUUCAUUCCAUUGGGCCCCCUCUCUAGGAUGAAUCAACGGGAGAGAUCACGUUUUACAUGAAGGGAGCGGAUGUUGUCAUGGCUGGCAUCGUGCAGUACAAUGACUGGCUGGAGGAAGAGUGUGGAAACAUGGCCCGAGAAGGUCUGCGGGUGCUCGUAGUGGCGAAGAAGUCUCUCGCAGAGGAGCAGUAUCAAGACUUUGAAGCCCGCUAUGUCCAGGCCAAGCUGAGUGUGCACGACCGCUCGCUCAAAGUGGCCACUGUGAUCGAGAGCCUGGAGAUGGAGAUGGAGCUGCUGUGUCUGACGGGGGUGGAGGACCAGCUGCAGGCGGACGUGAGGCCCACCCUGGAGACGCUGAGGAAUGCCGGCAUCAAGGUUUGGAUGCUGACGGGGGACAAGCUGGAGACAGCUACAUGCACAGCGAAGAAUGCACAUCUGGUGACCAGAAACCAGGACAUCCACGUUUUUCGGCUGGUGACCAACCGCAGUGAGGCCCACCUCGAGCUGAAUGCUUUCCGCAGGAAACAUGACUGUGCCCUGGUCAUCUCUGGAGACUCCCUGGAGGUUUGCCUCAAGUACUAUGAGUACGAGUUCAUGGAGCUGGCCUGCCAGUGCCCAGCUGUGGUCUGCUGCCGCUGCACCCCCACCCAGAAGGCCCAGAUCGUGCGCCUGCUCCAGGAACGGACCGGGAAGCUCACCUGUGCAGUGGGUGAUGGAGGCAAUGACGUCAGCAUGAUUCAGGAAUCUGACUGCGGCGUGGGGGUCGAGGGGAAGGAAGGCAAACAGGCUUCCCUGGCUGCAGACUUCUCCAUCACCCAGUUCAAGCACCUGGGCCGGUUGCUCAUGGUUCACGGUCGGAACAGCUACAAGCGCUCAGCCGCCCUCAGCCAGUUCGUGAUCCACAGGAGCCUCUGUAUCAGCACCAUGCAGGCUGUCUUUUCCUCCGUGUUUUACUUUGCCUCCGUUCCUCUCUAUCAAGGAUUCCUCAUCAUUGGGUACUCCACCAUUUACACCAUGUUUCCUGUGUUUUCUCUGGUCCUGGACAAAGAUGUCAAGUCGGAAGUUGCCAUGCUGUAUCCUGAGCUCUACAAGGAUCUCCUCAAGGGAAGACCGUUGUCCUACAAGACCUUCUUAAUAUGGGUUUUGAUUAGCAUCUAUCAAGGUAAGGAAAGCAAGACCACCUGUUGUCUCGUGCUAAGGGUCAGCUUUUCUGUUGUCCAUAGAACAUGAAGAGAAGAAGCUGGAACCCUGAAAUUUGGUUAAGGAGCGGGACAGUACGCCCCAAGGGAGGCCCUGCUCGGCGUGUUCUAAGGACUGGAACAUUCAGCUCGGUGAUAGAUCUGUGAGGUGGUGCCAUCUGCCUCAUGAGAUAAAGUCUGAGAAGAAGAUAAGGGAGGGGCGCCUGGGUGGCUCAGUCAGUUAAGCGGCUGCCUUCGGCUCAGG